AUGAUAUUUUCAGAUGUUCCUCACGCGUCCGGUCAAUGCACUUUCCCGGAAUUUUUGUGGAAGCAAUCGAGUCGGGAACAUCUGAGCCACAUCAUCAACUCGAACUUCAAAAAUCUCAACCACAACAACUUUUCAAAAACCUGGAUCACCGAGGAAGUUCAUACAUCGAAAUCAAGAAAGUUCAAAAGUCGUAAGUUGAUCGCGGCCACAAGAUCCACUCUGGUCAUCAGUGUCCAGGAUCAGGGCUUCUGCAAAACUGGAGGCACGUGUGAGAUGGAGGAGAGGGUCAUCACAACGAUGAAGUGCUACAAAGAUGUCGGCAACCAAACGUUCAAGGUCAUGAGGUCUGACGAGGGGUUCGUUUCGUAG
This is a messenger RNA of Helobdella robusta, 369 nucleotides long. RefSeq lists its product as hypothetical. The record is from RefSeq and is a predicted model, not a curated record. The transcript has a single exon. The coding region runs from base 1 to 369 and encodes 122 amino acids. NCBI's taxonomy places the organism in Eukaryota, Metazoa, Annelida, Clitellata, Rhynchobdellida, Glossiphoniidae.